AUGCCAGGGGCAAACUGUAGUAUUGUUGGUUGCCUGACAUUAGCGGAUAACAGAAAGUAUCCGAAUUUAAGUUUUUUUCGCGUACCGACGAGCAAGAGCAGUGCGAAGAGCGAUUCGAUUAAGGACUGGAGGGCAAAACUGUUGCACAUCAUCAGCAGAGCAGAUAAAACCUUCAAUGCAGAGAGAGCUUUCAUAUGUUCCCGUCAUUUUACUGAAGAGUGCAUAAGAACAGGAAAGAAAGGAAGAAGAAAUCUAAAAGUUGGGAGUUUGCCAACAGAAUUUCUACCAGAGAAAAGUGUUCCAACAGUGAAACCAAACCCUAGGCGACAAUUGACAAGAAACAACUUGACAGAAGUUCCUGAACUUUACCGAUAUAGAUUUUUGUGUGAGCUGCAAAAAAGCUUAUCCAAAAUAAAAGACCCCUGGAAAGUCUUGCUGUGCGAAGAAGAGAAAGUCAUCUUGGGCUACAUUAGCAAAGAUGGAGAUGUAAUAAUCAAAGUGGCUAUUGACGAAGCCUUGGAAUUUACUGUUGAGUACUUGUUUCUUGAGCUCCCAGUCAAUCAUCCUAUCUAUAAAGAGCAUAAGCGAAGCAUCGCUAAAAUCCCAAUUCAGUGGCUCCUCGAGUCUCUUUCUGCAUUGAAUAAAUGUAAUGGCAUAAAUGAUCUAAAGCUAAAAGAAUAUGGAGAGCAAAAUAUACUUGAUAGGAGGCACACAUGUAAUUACAGCUCACAUAAAAGCAAAGAUGAUGGCAAAAUUUCAACAGUUCUCCGGUCAAAUACCUGUGUUGCUUUGAUUUCAGAUGGUGAUGUUUGUGAGGUAUGCAAGAAUGUCACCAAACAGCUGAAGAGGAAGCUUCUUCUAGCUGAUCAUAAUCAGGAUAAGCCUAUAUCAGCCAAGACCCCUUUGAAGAAAGUCACAUCAGAUAGGCUUUCCCAAACCAUCAUAAACAUGCGUCUUAAUCAAAAGAAACUUGAGAUCAAGAUCAAGGAACUAAAUCAGCAAAUAAAGACACAUGGAAUCCAACUUGAUGCUGAUUUGCACAAUGACUGCCAGAAUUUGAUUCAAAAUAUCAAGCAGGAAUUACCAGAAGAUUCUUUUGAAAAAUUGUUCUGGGAACAGCAACAAAAAGCUUUCCAGAGUGAUCCAACGGGUACAAGAUGGCACCCAAUGAUGAUCCGCUUUGCACUGCACAUCCAUUUGCGGUCCCCCUCUGCCUACAAAGCUCUUAAGGAAAGUGGUGUCAUCAAGCUUCCAUCUGAAAUGACUUUACGUGAUUACUCCAAUGUCUUCCAUCCUAGUCCAGGUUUCAAGAAAGAAACUUUUGAAGAUUUGAAGCACCAAGCAUCUAAGCUCAAAGGAAUUGGAAAAUCUGGGUUCUGGCAUUUGAUGAGGUACCAAUCAAGGAUGAUCUUAUCUUUGAUAAGCACACUGGUGAAUUGA
This is a messenger RNA of Rhopilema esculentum, 1440 nucleotides long. Lineage: Eukaryota; Metazoa; Cnidaria; Scyphozoa; Rhizostomeae; Rhizostomatidae. The record is from RefSeq and is a predicted model, not a curated record.